Chiloscyllium plagiosum (whitespotted bambooshark) is the source of this 1351-nucleotide messenger RNA. The record is from RefSeq and is a predicted model, not a curated record. Lineage: Eukaryota; Metazoa; Chordata; Chondrichthyes; Orectolobiformes; Hemiscylliidae.
AUGCCGGUCAGAUUCAGUGACAUGAGUAACCUGGCCUCCCCGAAGACGGUGAGCCGGCUGCUGGAGAUGCUCUUCACCUGCACGGCCUUCAGCCUGGCGAGGGCAGCGGGGCUCCCCGGCUGGAGCGGGGCCUUCGCCACUUUCGCCAUGUUCACCUGGUGCUUCUCCUUCGUCGCCACCCUGCUCGUCUUCCUGGCCGAGUUCACACAGUUCCACAGCCUCCUCACCCUCUCGUGGAAGAAUCUGCCCGUCACAGUGGCCGCCUUCUCUGCCCUCAUGAACAUGGCCGCCUCGGUCACCUACCCGCUGAUGGUGCUGAGUGUGGCCGUGGCCCAGGAGAACUGGAGCGAACUCUCUUAUCAGAUCGCCGCCGCCCUCGCCUCCUGUCUGGCUUUCCUGGCCUACUCGGUCGAGCUCCUCGUCCUCCUUCUCUUCCUCAACAAGGACAGUGAGGGCAGAACGGCUUACAUGGCGACCGGUCCCGGUCUGCUCAAGGUUCUCGAGGUUUCUCUGGCCUGCGUCGUGUGCGUUACCCUGACAACCGUGAGCAGUCCGGAGUUCGCGGGCUUCCGUUGGGCCGUUGGUGCGCUCUGCGCCUGCGCCCUGCUCUCGCUGGCGGUCAUCCUCAUAAUGGUGGGCGAGUGUCGGGCCCGCUGCCCGUUCCCCUUCACCCAGCUCCUGCUGGUCUUCAGCGUCCUGGCCUUCCUCCUGCAGGGGGCCGUGCUGGCGGUCUGGACCCUCCAGCUCCGUCGCGAAGCCAGAGUGCUGGACAAGUGCUCACAGAUGAACUGCCGCUGGAAUCAGAUGCUGCUGUCCGCCGCUCUCAUCGCCCUGAACCUCACAGCCUACCUGACCGACCUGAUUUACUCCAUCCAACUGAGCUGCUGCAGGAGCUGACAUUCUGCCAGACUGUGUCAUGGGCUGAGGAUCCUUUGCAUCACUCCCAUCUGGGAGAAUGAUUGGAAGAAUGUGGGCAGAGUCUGCACAAUUUCCGUCUUUACUUACAUAUCCAAUCUAGACCAGAUGCUUCCUUGGAUGACAUUAUCUGCUUGUCAAAUGAUUCACUGUAUGAUCCUGGAAUGUAGGUGCUCAUCGUGCUCCCAGUUCCCAUAAAUAUGGAAUCUUUGAACCAGUUUCCAUCAUUGUCUUCCACUGAAUCUUGGGUUUCAGACGAGACUGUGGUUUCUCAAGUGAUGAGUUAGCAAUCAGUUGAAGACUGAAUGAGUUGCUUAUGUGUGACCCUCAAAGGUCAAACUGCACACUGUCUGACAAGGAUGUUUAUUUGUUGAAAAUGUGUUGCUGGAAAAAGCGCAGCAGGUCAGGCAGCAUCCAGGGAACAGGAGAAUCGACG